CCAAGAUGUAGCGUAAUAUUUCUUUCAGUUCACGCGAAGCCAUGGACGACUCCAAGGGUAGGGGGACUAUAGAACCAGCUGCCAACUUUAAUGCCGAAAAAGUUGCAUCCCGUCUACGGAAAGCAAUGCGGGGAAUCGGGACGGAUGAAAAAGUUAUUAUAGAUAUUAUGGUUGGUCACAACAGUACUCAAAGACAAAUAAUAAAGAAGAAAUAUAAGACAAUGUAUGGGCGGAUUUUGACUGAAGAUAUUAAAGCAGAAUUAGGAGGCCAUUUUGAAGAUGUGUGUUUAGCUCUUCUAACACCUUUAGCCGAAUAUGUGGUAGAUUGUCUUUAUUUUGCGGUAAAAGGUAUCAGAGUAGAUGAAAACUGCAUUGUCGAAAUUUUAGUUGCUCUUGAAUAUAUGGUAUGA
Molecule: messenger RNA, 410 nt
Organism: Parasteatoda tepidariorum (common house spider)
Lineage: Eukaryota; Metazoa; Arthropoda; Arachnida; Araneae; Theridiidae
Product: annexin A4
Cellular component (GO): nucleus; vesicle membrane; plasma membrane
Molecular function (GO): calcium-dependent phospholipid binding; phosphatidylserine binding; calcium ion binding
Source: RefSeq, a predicted model, not a curated record